Messenger RNA from Rotaria socialis, 873 nucleotides. NCBI's taxonomy places the organism in Eukaryota, Metazoa, Rotifera, Eurotatoria, Philodinida, Philodinidae. The record is from the annotation of a GenBank genome assembly.
AUGUCGAAUGUUCUUGUCAAAAAUAAUAAAGACUUUUUCUCACCGCGGAGAAAUAUUUUUAGGGUCAACCACGAUAGAGCGACAUAUAGAUAUGAUCAUUCAAAGAUAAACUCUGUAAAUAGUACACAUCUACCAAAAGUACUAAUUGUAUUAGGUACACGUCCUGAAGGGAUUAAAUGUGCUCCGUUGAUUGCCGAACUAAAAUCAGAUUAUUAUCGUUCAAGAUUCGAAGUUAUUGUACUCAGCACCGGGCAACAUCAACAAAUGCUACGACAAGCCUUGAUUGCAUUUCAACAAAAAAUUGAUAUCGACUUAAAUUUAAUGACACACAAUCAAACAUUAUCGGAUUUAUUCAAUCGAGUGUUUUCAGAAGUAGCCAAUCAAAUCAAUAUUAUUCGACCUAAUCUUUUAAUAGUGCAAGGUGAUACAACGACUGCACUUGCUUCUUCUUUAGCGUCUGCAUAUCAUAGUAUUCCGGUCGCACACGUUGAAGCAGGUCUUCGAUCAUUUAAUCUAUUGAAUCCCUAUCCAGAAGAACUUAAUCGUAAGAUAAUUGAUUCUUUUGCAAAACUUAUGUUUGCUCCGACAACAUUCGCUAAAGAGGUACUUGUUCGUGAAGGUGCCUGUGAGACGGAUAUUUUUACUACUGGAAAUACCGGUGUCGAUGCAUUCUAUCAUCACCAAAAUCGAACUUAUACAAUGAAAAACGCCUCAAUACUGAGAACUAUCGAUAAUUUUAAGAAGAAUUUUACGAGUGAAAUCAAUUCUACUAUCAUUUUGGUAACCAUGCACCGACGAGAAAACUUCGAAUACUUGUCAGAUAUGUGUCGUGCUGUAGCUACCAUAGCAAAAGAACAUGAAAAAAUGUCUUAA